Molecule: messenger RNA, 13293 nt
Organism: Plasmodium knowlesi strain H
Lineage: Eukaryota; Apicomplexa; Aconoidasida; Haemosporida; Plasmodiidae
Product: NOT family protein, putative
Exons: 2
Coding region: 1-13293 (4430 amino acids)
Biological process (GO): nuclear-transcribed mRNA catabolic process, deadenylation-dependent decay
Cellular component (GO): CCR4-NOT core complex; P-body
Molecular function (GO): molecular adaptor activity
Source: RefSeq, a predicted model, not a curated record
AUGAGAAUGGAUUAUCAUGACAAAGGUACCCAUUUUAUGAGUAUAAAACAACACAUUUGUUUUAUUAACAAGAAAAAAAAUGCUUGUGGAAAAAGGAAUUGUGGACAUGUGAACAAGGCCACUUUGGCUUACGAUGAUAACUCAACAAAUGGGGAUAAUGAGGAAGAAAGUGAAGGAGCCAAAACUGGCAACCACAUCUGCACAAGUAGAGAUGUGAGUGUGUACCACCCGACGGACACCAGUGGCAAUGAUGGAUGCUGCAGGAGUGGUAGUGCAGUAACCCUCCGCAAUUAUACAAAUCGAGUGUCCACUCAUAUUGGUAAAUUUAAAAGUUCCACAAGUGAAAGCCAUUCGAGGAAUAAUGCCAACAGGAAAAGAAUAAAAAAUGAGUUAAAGAAUGGGAUAAAGGGUGCAGGGCGGAAUAGGCGUAAGAGUACCGCCCUAUCAUUCAAACGGAAUGAACCUCUCAGUGAAAAAAACGAUUCGCGGAGUCGUGUCAACCAUAAUGAUCUAACACAGCGUAACAGUUGGUGCAAACCAAAUGGAGUUAUUCGUGUGGAGCAGAACAAUAAGAAUGACAAGGUUAAUUAUUCGCCCUGUGUACAGAAGGAGGGAGAUAAGAGGUUAGCCAACGGUGAAAAUAUUUCCUUGACAGUUGUUACUUCCGCAAGUUCUGUUUACGAGGAACAUUUAAAUCCAUUCGUGCGAAAGCAAGCUAGGCACUUAUUGAGUGGAUCUAGCGGAAGAAUAAUAAGUGAUGCAAGGAAUAACGAAUGUGAUGAAUACAGUGUGGAUAGCGGUGCUGAUCACACAGACAUUAUGUUCAGCAAUCACGCACAUGCAGCAGAGGAUGUAAAUAACUUUUUUUGCGAGAGCGAUACUGACGUAGGUCAGACGGAUAGCUGUGAACCCCCUUCGAGAAUAUCACGGGGUAGUAACGACAGUGUAAGUAGAGUAAAUGACGAAAGUAACAUCACCAGUGUCACCAACGUAACUAGUGUCAAUCGCCCGAUUGGUAUCACCAACAUAAGAAAAAAUGUAAACUGGAAGGACAGAAAUGGUAUUCCCCUUCGAUUAAGAAGUAUUGAUCCAGUGAUACGCAGAAGGAUCACUCCCCCGAUAGCCACUGAUCACAUUGAUGUGGUUGAAGGGGUCAAGGGCAUCAUUAAAUUUCCAAAGGUUCAGAUAUCCCAACUUGAGGAAAGGAAGCUGCAGAUAAGUAACUCGAAUAAGAGCCGACACAGGAGAAAGGAAGACAACAACAAGGGCACGAACAAAGCAGCAGAUGGGAAGAGCAAGGAUGCUAACAGUUAUAGGGGAAAUGCCAGCAGCAACGGGAACGGAGGUAGUAACAGCGGAAACAACAACACUAGCAGUAAUGGCAAUAGCAGCAACGGUAAUAAUAACAGUUGUAACAACAACAAUAACAACCAUGGUAAUAAUAGGAGUAACGGGAAUGGGAAUACUAGCGGGAAUCGAAGUGGGAACAACAAUCGGGAUAGCGGCAAGGAUGAUGAUAAAGAUGGUCAUAGGGAUGGUCGAAAAGAUGGGCGAAAGGGUGGUCAUAAGGAUGACGACAACGAAAGCAAUAAGGAGGAUGAGGAAAACAACAGCAAGGAUGGCAACAAAAAUGGCAGAGGAGGAAAUGCAAAAAAUAAUAACGCUGAUAGAAGAAAUGACUGCAACACGAAGGAUAACAACAUCGGAAGAGGGGACAAGAAAAAGAAAAAUGUAAAGGAUUCUAUGAUGAGUAAAGGUAAUAAUGGGAAGAACAGCAACAGUGCAAGUAAUAAUGUGACUAGCGGAAAUAUUACCAAUCAUACCAAUCAUACCAAUCAUACGAAUAAUACGAAUAAUACUGCUGCUUAUCCCGGAGGAAGUGUGGAGAACCAUCAAAAUAAUGCCCUCUCCUAUGCAAACGCUAUAUCCGGCAAAUCAAAGAAUAGAUCUAAAUACAACACCGCUUCGUCUGUGGGCAGAAUGAAUGACUUACCCAAUAAUGUGAAUAACAAAGUAUUCCCAGGUUGUGGAAAUCCUUUUGAUAAUAAUGACAGCUUUAUGAGCAUCGAUGAUAACAUGAACAGUUGCAACACGAGCAAUAUGGAGAUGAGAAUGUUUAACCAAGUGAAUGGAAUGGGCGUGUCCGGUGGAAUGAACGGAAUGAGUAUGCCAGGGGGGCCGAACGGACCAACGGGCAUAAACGGUAUGUAUACCUUAAAUGGAAUAGGUGGUGGAAUUAAUGGAAUGGGCAACCCAAACGACAUGAGCAACUUUGGCGAUCUGCACAAUAAUGCUGGGGCCUUCUUCAAUCUGAACAACAACGAAUUUCUUCACAUGUGCAACAACAAUUUCAAUUUGGCCGGCGGAGGAAACAUAGACGAUAAUAACCCCAAAUACCUUCACGUGGAAAAUAGCCUAGAAAGCACAAACGGCAUAAACGCCAACACAGGCAGUAACACCCUGUACAACCCUAGUAAUAACAGUGUAUAUGAAGGGAACUACAACAUGCAGGGUAUGAGAACAGGACCGGGAACCGGGGCCACCCACAUGGACGUAGGAAAUAUGAAAGAGCACUACAUAAAUUACGGAAACAGUGGGAUGAUGCAAAACAGCAGUGACCUUUUCUACAAUGAACAUAAGGAAAAAAUGUAUUUACAUAUGACUGGCAACUUGAGCGUCAGCCAAAAUGGGAACAAAUUUCACGAAGAGAAAAAAAAUAACGGCUAUUUUCUAAAUAGAAGUUUGGCAGAAAAAUAUGAAGAAGAUAAGAUGAUGCAAAAUGGCUACCUGAAAAUGAAUAUGAACGAAUUAAGUAAACACGAAAAUGAUAAUUUUAAGCACAUGGUUAAGAAUGAGUGGAUGCAUUACAACCAGGAGGACCUAAAAAUAGAUACAGAGAGUAACAAAAUGGACCUAUCGAUGAAGGACGGCAUAACAAAUGACAAACAAAUGAACGAAAAUUUAGAAGAUAGUCUAAAUUAUAAUGAAGCCAACACACUGAACUUGUUAAAUAUUGCUUUUAAUGAAAUUUAUCAAAAUAAAAAACAUCUCAUUGAAGAAAUCAUUACCAAGAAAUAUAUGUGUAAGAUAGCUAAAAUUUUAAAAGAUAUUAAUCCGGACAGUAUUCCAGUUAAAGGCAAGCAGCUCAAACGCUUGAUACAAAUCAGGAAAGCCUCCUUCAACGAAGAAAAGAUACCAAGUAGGGAGAGGAAUACCACUGACCAAUAUGACAACACAAACAGUGGUGGUGACAACAUGCAGGGGAAUGCGGAUGGGCUGUCCGAUAAAGAGACCAAGUUGGAAGGUAGUCACUUGGGGCAACAUGAAGCUCGGGAAAAAAGCACACCCGCCAAUGAUGCCAUGGAUAAGAGGAAGAACAACAGUUGCAGCAGCGGCGGUGAGGUGGGGGAAGCGAACCAAGUCAACGAGGUGAACGAGGGAAGUGAAUCGAAGAAGGAAUCCGAGCCGAAGAAGAAAAAAAAGAAUAAGAAGAAUAACGACAAGUGUGAGAAGGGCACCAGCCCUACAGAAUCCCAAUCCAUCGACGCGAACAUUGCAAGCAGUUCGAAUGGUCCGAACAGCGUGAGUGAUAAGAGCGACCCGAAGAAUAAAAAAGAGGGCCAGGAUAAGGCUGCAGAAGGCAACACUAACGCGCAAGACGAAAUUAAAUGUCAAAAUAAGGGCAUUGAGCAGCCCCCCGCGCAGGAGGAUAAGAGUAGCUUGGCGGAAAAAGAAGGAAAGAAUAGCAAGAAGGGUAAAGAAGACCCACCGGAAGAAACUGUCAACACGAAUAAGAAGAAAAAAAAUGACUUGAAGGAUACCGCCCAUAAGAGCAACGCCAACAUGGAGAAUACAAAAAACAGCGCAAAUAAAAUCGACGAAGGUACCAUAAACGAUCAUGAUGAAGAAGACGACAAAAGCGGAGAGGGUGCAAUUGAUCAGAGGAAAAAUGAAUCUUCCAAUUGUGGGUAUAAUGAGGAGGACCUUAAUCUGAGCGCAUUUGCCAAAACGAGUAAUGACAACGCAUUGGAGGAAAAUGCCUACAUGAGCGAAAGCACGGAUAUGGAAUUUUACGUCGAUAGUAGUGAUGAAGAAGAAAAUGAUGAUAAGAAAUAUAUGACCGGAAUUAACGAUCGAUACGAAGAGAAGAAAAUUGAGGAAGACAUAAUCAUAAGAAGAGACGUUUUCUUUUUUAACUUGUUAAAAUUUAUUAUAAAAAAAAAAACAUCAGAAGAUAUGUUGAUCUAUUUACACCUGCUCAGUGCCAUAAGAAUGGAGAAAAUAUUUGAACACAUUACUCAUCUGUCGUGUGAAAUUUUUAACACCUUAUUAAAUUUUAUCGAAAUAACAAAGGAUUCCUCAACCUAUAGAUUGCUAUUAAAAAAUUUAGGGGCCUGGAUAGGAAUAAUAACAAUAGGUAGGAACAAACCACUCAUGUCAAAACAUAUUAACAUUAAGCAGUUGAUUUUGUAUUCCUACGAUAAUGGCUACUUGAUAGUUACCUUUCCAGCUGUUUGUAAAAUUUUAGAGAGUAUUAAAAAUUCUAAGAUUUUUAAGCCGCCCAAUCCAUGGACCGUUGCCAUUUUAAAUCUACUUGGUGAAUUACACGAAGCGCAGUCCCUCAAGACCAUCUUAAUUUUCGAAAUAGAAUUGUUGUUUAAUUAUUUUAAGAUUAAUGUGUUUGAUUAUUACAACAAGUGCAACAUUAUCAAGUGUCGUAAUUUGCCCAUAAAUACCAAUGACCUAUAUGUUCGGAAUAGUUUCAGCGAAAACAGCACCAUGGGUAUGAAUUACUUGGGUGAGAGUAGUAGCCACUCUCCGGGAUAUCUAACCCCAGUGCACGCGCAUAUGUUUAACAAGUCGUCAUAUAAUGCAUGUGGCAAUUUUUACGGAGAAAAUUUCGUGCACCAAAAUGGGGGAGGUGGUAGCGUUAAUGAUGGAAUAGUGAGAAAUAAUGAGAGGAGUAGUAGGCCACUAGAGACAGGCACAGCCGAUGGAGCAGAUGCAUUCGUACUUGGUAAGGACCCCAGAUUCAAUGCUAUGAAUAAUUAUAAUACCACUUCCUCCAUCAUGACCAACAUGACUAACAAUAACAACAGCACAAACGAUUUUGUCAAUCAUAGAAAUGGCAGUUCAAAUUUAUUAAUUAGAAGUAGGAAGGGUGAAGAUAUGAUGGAAGUGAGUAACGCUAUGGAGAUAUGCUCCCUCAUGGACGCCACUAACCUCAGCGGCAACACCGCCAACAACAACAACAAUAAUAACAAUUCCGUAAUCAUGAACAAUCUGGGGGCUCUCAACGGAGGAAGUAAAAACGACACCGCCAACAUGCCAUUCAACUCUUCAGUAGAUAUGAUGCUCCUGAACAACAGAGGACCGGGUAGUGGAAAUAGAAGCAGAUUUAUGAGCUCCAAUUUGACCCAACCUUUGCCCUCCAGAGGCUUCCAAAAAGGGGUAGAAAAUGGAUUCAUAAUGAUGACAAAAAAUAACAUGAAUAACGAAAUGAUAGGAAAGAAUAAUAACGCGAUGAAAAAAUUAUCCGUAAGUAGCAACACCAAGGAAAGUCAAUCCAUAUCAGUUUUUAACUAUAUGAAUGGAGGUGGUGGUGACCCCAGCAAAUUUAACAAUAUUAUGUAUGUAGGGGAGAAUGGCGGUCCCGUUGGAGCAGGCGGCGUUAGUGGAACCAUCGGUAUCAGUGCUGCAAACAGGAGCGGCGAUUUUCCACACCAUUUAAAUAGCGAAGGGUUAGGAGCCAAAGGCAACGGAAACAAUAUCAAUGAGGAGGCAUUAUUGAAGGAUUUAAAACUUUCUUCUAAGAAGAAGGACAAAAUGAAUGAUGGAGAAUUUAAGGACAAUUCGUACAAAGUUGUAAACUAUCUGAUGGGUAAAAAUAAACUUCCCGUAAACGGCAAAAAUGAUGGACCAUACAGAAGCAUAGAUUUGAAGAGCGGGAAAAUGCCCUCGAAAAAUGAAAUUUAUGAAAAUCCCAAGAGGGAGUGCUUCGUGUCAUCACCAUCGAGUACGUUGAACCUGAAGAACAAUUUUGGUGAACUACCCUCUAGUGUGAAGAAUGGUAGCGCUAUUCCUGCGCCCCCGCUUCCACUACCGUUGUUGGACAAGUUCAAGGCGAGCGAGCAGGUCGGGGUGAACACGGUCAGUGGAGUUGCGAACGUGAAUGUCGGCAUGUCCAAGGGCAGAAACGGAAGUAAUGGAAAGGCCAAUGUACUAACCAUGGGCAACAUCGGUAGUACUGACGGAGGAAACAAGAAUGCAGCACCCCCCUCUGCAUAUGGCGUGACGAACGACAUGAACCAAAAAAUGCAGAGUACACCCAUGUACCAAGAAAACGUAAAUAACAACAAAUUUAACGAAAUGUUAAACGAAGAAAUAUUAAGCAUCUUGAAGAAAAAUAUAAUAAUAUCAACGAACAUUGUUGCAGCGGUUAAAUUAAGCCAAAAAUGUAGGACGCUAAUUUAUUAUGCCUUUGACUCAGCCAUCAAGGAAAUAAUCACCUCUAUUGUUGAUCGAUUUGUCCUUAUUGGCUGUAUAACUACGAGAGAAUUAGUGAAGAAGGAUUUUGUGAACGAAUCGAAAGAGACAAUUAUGCAUAAGGCAUCCCUACUUAUGGCCACCAGUAUUUCUUCCUCCCUUGUUUUAGUAUCGUGCAAAAAACCAUUAAGGAAUAUUUUAGUACAAAAUUUGAGACACAUUUUUGAUCAGAACUGCCCCCCAGAAAUUACUACCACAAUUGUAGAAGAUGUUAUAAAAGCAUUAAUUAAUGAAAAUAUAAAUUUAAUAUAUUCAAUAAUAGAACAAGUGGCUAUUGAAAAAUCAUCCAUAGAAAUUGAGGAAAUUAUGAAGCCUAUUUAUGCCUCCAGAAAAUAUGCACGUAUUCAUAAAUUAAACAUUAAGGAAAAUGCCAACAAUAAAUACUACAACGCUCUACCCAUGUUUUUGAAGGCGCAAAAUAUAACCCUGAAGCAUAUUCAAGUAUAUAAGAAUUUUAUGAAUUUGAAAAUUUUGUCCAACUUGCAACAGAAGUUAUAUUCCCCUGGGGGCGUUGAUCAUGAGGGGGGAUCCAGUGAAGGUGAAAAUGCGCCACCGGGUUAUGUGGGAGGUGUGAGGUACCAAAAUGGCGGCAACUAUCAAAAUGGCGGCAACUAUCAAAAUGGCGGCAAUUACCAAAAUGGCGGUAAUUACCAAAAUGGUGGCAAUUACCAAAAUGGUGGCAAUUACCAAAAUGGUGGCAAUUACCAAAAUGGUGGCAAUUACCACAGCUAUCAAAAUAGGGAAAACAACGAAAACGCACCCAACGAUGCGACCGGGGAGAACCCCUUCUACAGUAACAGAAAGUAUAUUUCGAAUUCGGUGGAUGGUAGGAACGAAGAACUGAUCAGAUAUCAAAAGGAGCAGAAUGGAGAGUAUGGUAAGAACGGCCCACUCAAGACCAACCGAAAGGAGGACACGAAAGAGGACGGAGACAAGGCAAAUAGAUACCUCGACGAGAAGUACUAUAACGAAAGAAGUGCAGACGACGGGGAGAAUAGCGAGAACUGCAUCACUGGAGUGCCACCUCAUAAAAGUGGAACUCCGGCGAAUACGGUUUACGCAGGAAACGGAGCAAAGUAUGCGCACGGAAAAAGUAACGGAUCGAAGGAUAGUGCAAAUUUUCACUUAGGUAAUAAUAUGAAUAAUAAUAAUAACAUGAAUAAUGUGAAUGAGAUGAACGAGAUGAAUAAUAUGAAUCAUGUUAUGAAUGUUCCUCCUGUUAGCAUUUCCAAGGGUGUCAGUGGUGUUAAUAGCGUUAGUGGCGUCAGUGGUGUUGACAGUGCUAAUAGGGUUAAUUGGGCUCACAGCGCUAAUAGUGUUAGUACUGUUAACAAUAUUGAUAGUACUAAGAGUAUUAACGCGGUUAACCAGGUUAACAAUAUUAACGUUGUUAGCAAUGCCGGCGGCAUUAAUAAUAUUAACAGUGCUGACAACGCCUGCGGUGCUAACAACACCUCUAACCCUAUGUAUAUAUUUAAAUCUGAAAAUAAUUAUAACUGCAAUAAUAAUGAUUAUAAUUUUAAUACAAAUAAUAGGUAUGUGAACGUUGAAAAUUGUAACAUCUCGGGUAUCACUCUGGGGAAUAAUUACCUUGGGAAGAACUUCAACGAUAUGGAUAUGAACGUAGAGUACGGACAACAUAACAACUACGAGGACAGAAGUGGCGAGUGUGUACUCUCAUCCGGUGUUGCAUCUCCGUCUGUGUAUGCAAUUUCGGGGGCCCCAUUUGCAGCUUCUUCUCCUAACUUUGGUGUUUCUCCGCCGAUUUAUUAUCCUACUUCUUCGACCAUCUUUGCCGCUUCCUCUCCCGUCACUGCCACUUCUGCCCCCGCGUUUGUUACGCCCCAAUUCACACACGGAGACUACGCCUGUAACAUGGCAGACAUUAUUAGCAACCUCAACGGAAACACAAAAGCAAUGAGAAUUCCCCAUGAAGAAGAAGCCUUUAAGAACUUUGCCAAGCAUGAUCACUACAUGGAAGAACUCAGUGGCGAUUCUAUCAAGACGGACUUUGUAAGAAAUCUGAAAAAUGGAAAUUUCGGAUAUAACGUGAGGAACUCAGAUUUCUAUCCUCCCGAACAGGGCAACAAGGAAAGUAACUCCAAAAUGGACCCUCUAAUGUACAGGAAUGUGAAUGGCACAGAGGAUGUGGGGAACCGAAACGCCGCGAUGGUGAUGCAGAGAGUGGAAACGGAAAAGAAGGGGACCACCACCCCUGUUGGUGAUAACAAAGCUAGCGGUAAUGAUGUUAGUGGUAAGAACGGCCAGAGCGGACAACGCAGAGAUGGCGCCAUCCUGUAUUUGAAGAAAAUAAAAAACAUGAAUAUGUCGUUCAAGCAAAAGUUCCUCUUCUUCAUAUCGAACAUAUUUUUAAGUGAAAGUACGAACAAAAUGAGUGUAAAAGAAAUAAUAUCCCUUUUCGAAAUUAUCAUGGUAAAUAUUCAAGAUUUUGUGAGGUAUAUCAAAGUCUUCCCCCCCGCCAUGCCAUCAAUGCCAAACAUAGGAUGCUACUGUAAUGUGAAAACGCCAUACUAUAAGUUCGAAAAAUUAACAAGCGCAGUUACCCAGUCCCUCUUGGUACUAACUUACCUUUCGACUGAUCACGAAAUCUUUGUUCUUUGCAAGUUACUUAUUUUGAUAUGUGAAUCUGCUGUAGAUAAAAAUGAGGCCUACAAAAUUAUAGGCACAAAACUGUUUAAGAUUAUUCAGGAGGCCAUAAGAAAAACCCUUGUCCUAAUCCAGGGCGAGCAGACUGCAAAGGAGGAAACACCCAAUUUGCUGAUUCACAAUGGGAAAGAAGGCGAGAGCACUACUAACGAUAUAAGUAGUGGAAGUUGCAGUGGCACUAUUACCGGUAGCCUUCACGUUAAGGAUGACGCUGCCUGUGAAAAAAAAACGAAUGGAAAGGUACGGGAGGACAUAUCUGCUUACACUAAGCCGUGGAAAAUCAACGAACUUUUCCUCCAUCUGGAGGUACUCCUAUGCAUAUUGGAGAAAAUGUGCAGAAAUAACAAAGAACUAAAGAAGCUAAUUACCUCCUAUAUAGAAGAUAGCCAGACGUGCCACGUAAACCACAUUGCCCCAUUCAUCCGUUACAACAUCAUUCAUCAUAAGGAAUUAAACAGUAUGUUAUGUAAAAUGUCCAGAUAUAGUAACAACCUCCAUUUUGUUGCUUUUUGCACAGAGCUCAUAAACUAUUUAGUUAUUAAGAAGAAGUAUUUGACUGUGGAUCAUGUUAAGAGGACCAUUAAGAAGCUAAGCGUGAUAAAUAAAAUGUUGUGUAGUGAUAAUCCACAUGCCUAUUUUCCGUCUACGGAGGAGGUCCUUCUGCAAAACACCAAAAGGGAAUUGAAGCAAAUGUUUGAGGGGCUUAAGGGUUUGAAGAAGCAGGCAAAGCAACCACAGGAACAGGAACAGGAGGAGUUCAUAAAGACGCGUAUCAAUCUGACGGAGUACAUAUUCCCGACGAAGGGAGGGAAAGAGAAAAGUGCAGAUCGCACGUGCAAAGUUGGUGCACCUGGGAAAGUGAAAGAGAAGGAGAAGAUACAGCCAUCGGACGCCGAAGCGAAUGGGGAAUACAUCCCAAAACAGAGUAGUGGUGAAAAAGACGAGGGAGCACCAAACAGACCUGAUCAACAGAAGGAACAAGUUCUAGAAGAAAAGGAAAAGCAGACGAUGCCCAGUUCAGUGAUCCACGAAAACAACAAUAACGAGUGCGCGAAUAAAUUAUCCGUCACUUCCACGGAGAACAGUGUCAACCCAACUAACGUUGGAAAUACCUUCUUUAUAGCGAACGUAAAAAUACAGUAUGAUAAUAAUAACGUAGAUGAGUGCACCAUGUAUUUGUUGGAAAGACUGAACCUAGAAAAUAAAAAUAUCAACACGGAAAAAAUUAUUAGGAAGGAAAUUGUGAGCAAUGGUUUGGGCAAAGAGGAAAACUGCGAGAAGGGUGGAAGUGAGAAUGUGAAUGGAGAGGACACGGACAGCGAUAACAAGAAACAACACAUCAAUCAUGAUGUAGAAAAUGCAUCUGCGCCAAGUAUAAAUCAUAGCAAUAUUAAAAGGGGGGAUGGAAAUGCUAGGAACCUCGAGGAUAGUACCGUACAAGACUCAAAUGAAACCCAAGAGAAGAAACAUUUUAGCUCUUCCUCAUUGUACUCUUUUGAAUCGAACAAAUCAGAAAUGUCAGAUUAUUCUUCGUCUUCCUCUAAUUCAUUUUCACCAAGCAGGCAGGGCGAAGAGGAAGAGAAAACAAACCACUACGAUGACACAUCUUCGUGUAGCUCCUCCGUCGUCUCAUCCAUGUCAAGCGCGUCUGCCCUAAGCGCCUUAUCCGCCUCCUACUUUACCAUGCACUCAGAAUUACAGAAGGAUACAAAUUUGAACAUCCCCGAGAGACAUGAAAACAGCUUAGUAAAUUACGUCCCCAGCGUCAAAGAGAGCAACUUGAAUGAUAAUCCCCCAGAAAAGUACAUGCAGUAUUACUACGUACGCGACUUGUUGUAUGAACCAGUUAGGUGUAAAUUUUUGCCCGCCCCUCCUGUAGUGAAAGAAGAAAGGGGGUUAUUUAUUGCGUACCUUUUUGCGGAGUGGUACAUUUUAUAUAAGAACUAUUUGAACAUUUUGAAGAUGAGUAUUUGGAACCCCAUGCUAGAGAUAAUCAAGCAGCAACAUAUUUCAAAGUGUGCAAAAUAUUUUGUGAAAUUGUGGACCCUUGGCUUCCUCUGCAUGGACCACUGUACGGAUGAGUUUCUUUCUCAUUCGAUUAACAUUUCGGUUAGCAUAGCUGUGCAGAAUUUGAAGAAGGAGCCACACGAUAUCACACUGGGUGACACCAUAAAUGAGGGCGGUGCAGGCAUUAAGAAGGAACAACUCUUCGAGGGAAACGUUCUACUCAAGACGUAUGUAACAGAAGUGAGCAAAACGAACGAGCGACAAUUACAUACGAAGGAAUCGCCGGAGGAAACGCUACAAAAAGGUGAACUUACCGGAAAUAAUGACCAUUGCAAUCGGAUAACGACGAACGAUGAGGAAAAAGAACAGCCCAAUGAAAAUUUCGUGCAGGAUAAAACAAACGACGCAGAGUUAAGAGAAACGCACAAAACAAGCGACUUACUAAAUUACAACUACGUGGAUGCCUGGUGCAAAAUGGUCGUAACCAUGAGCAAACUAGUAGACCAAGAACAGUUCUCGCCAGUCAUCUUGCAGAGGGCCCUCCAUGUCAUAUGCAGAGUCAUACACAAAAAGUGCGAAACUGAGAAGAAGACAUUUAAUCAGAGACCCUACUUUAGGCUACUACACUGUUUGUUGGUCGAUAUACACGAAAGUUGUGUUUAUGCAAAUGACAUAUAUAUUUAUAUGGAUUGUUUUGCAAAUUGCUUUUCCUUGUUGUCCCCGUUGAGAGUUCCAUCAUUUUGUUUCUCUUGGGUCGAGCUCAUAUCAUCUAAAUAUUUUAUGCCAAAAAUGUUGGCAAAGAUUUGUGGUUGGGAAGCAUACAAAGGGUUGUUAGUUUCCUUGUUCAGAUUUAUGAAUUUUUUUUUAAAAAAGGUGAAGAUAUCAAAAGCGAUAGAAUCCUUGUACAUAGGAACAGUAAGAAUCCUACUGGUGUUGCUACAUUAUUUUCCAGAUUUUUUAUCCUGCUAUUAUGUUACUUUCUGUAGUUUAUUUCCACUCAAUUGUAUCCAGUUACGAAACCUUGUUUUGUCUGCCUUCCCAAGAAAUAUAAAAUUGCCUGACCCGUUCAUGUCAGAUGUAAAAAUUGACUCGUUACAAGAAAUUAAGUUAGUGCCGAAAAUUUUGACAAAUAUCAUAUUCCCUCUGUUUAAAAGGAAGUUAAAAAAUAUAAUUGAUGAAUAUUUCACCAAUCGUGAUUUUACUCUACUCCUGCAUAUUAAGAACAAAUUAUUUUUUUCGAAAAGGAAGACAUACCAGUACUCUGUUAAGUAUGAUGUGGACGUUUUAAACUCCCUCAUUAUGUACGUAGGAACGACUAUUUGUAAAGCGAAGGUAAAUAAUAUGUUCAGAUUUAGCAAUAACUGCGACCCUGUACUGUUACUGAAAUGUGAAGAUAACAAUGGCAACGUGUCUGAUGAUAAAAACGAUUUACUGCAAGAAAUUGUUCUACAUUGCCCUGUGAAGAAAAGAAAAGAAAAAAAAAUUAUUGUUUCUAUUACGAAACGGAAUAAAGAACAGAAGAUACAUGGAGAUCAGGUGGAACCCAACUUGUCCAAAAAAUAUGUAGAUCUUAUGAGGGAGAACAAUGAAGGGAAAAAUAAAGAAAAGAAAAUUUCUGGUAGCUAUGAUGGCGAUAAUGACAAUGACAUCGGUGGAGAUGCAACUUCCCAAAAAGGGAAGAAGCGAAGGAACGUUAUUGUUGUGAAGAACAAUUUGGCCUACACGCUGUUCCUGUUCUUAUGCAAAGAGUUGGACAUGGAAGGGAGGUACUUGCUCCUAUCAAAUAUCGUCAAUCAUAUUAGGUACCCCAAUUCCCACACCCACUAUUUUUCUUGCGUCAUUUUAUUUCUGUUUUAUCAUUCGAACGAUGUUGUCAUUCAAGAGCAGAUAAUUCGAGUGCUCCUGGAACGCAUCCUUGCGCAUAGGCCUCACCCCUGGGGAUUGCUGAUAACCUUUAUCGAGUUGAUAAAAAAUGCCAAAUUCCACUUUUGGGAAUGUCCAUUUGUCCACGCUGCAACAGAGAUAAAGAAGUUGUUCCAAUCAGUUGCGCAAGCAUGUCUGGGACGCGCAUAA